Molecule: messenger RNA, 1167 nt
Organism: Manihot esculenta (cassava)
Lineage: Eukaryota; Viridiplantae; Streptophyta; Magnoliopsida; Malpighiales; Euphorbiaceae
Product: auxin-induced protein 6B
Exons: 1
Coding region: 151-603 (150 amino acids)
Biological process (GO): response to auxin
Source: RefSeq, a predicted model, not a curated record
UGUCCCAAUCCCCCCACUAAAUUUCCUCUCACAGCACACAAGGGAACCAAAAGCUUUAACUACACUUUUGGAGUUUUGAGUACUUGGCUCUUCUUCUACCUACUUUCUCUCAUUUUCCAUUGGAGUAUAGCUUUUUCUUGGGAAAAAAAAAUGUCAGCUGCCAUGGGAAAAUGCAGUAAAAUCCGCCACAUCGUUAGGCUUCGACAAAUGCUGCGCCGGUGGCGAAACAAGGCUCGCAUGUCAGCUACUCGUAUUCCUUCUGACGUUCCUGCUGGACACGUGGCGGUUUGCGUUGGUACAAGUUGCAGGAGAUUUGUGGUACGUGCAACCUACCUGAAUCAUCCGGUGUUCAAGAAACUCUUACUGCAAGCUGAGGAAGAGUAUGGCUUCACUCACCAAGGUCCCUUAUCAAUUCCCUGCGACGAGACAGUAUUUGAGGAAGUGAUCCGAUACAUUUCGCGAUCAGAAUCAGGGAAUUCGAUCCGUUUCUUGAAUCUGGAAGAUUUCCAGAGGUAUUGCCAUGUUGGAGUUAGGAGUAAGCUUGAUUUUUGGACCGAAUCUCGACCUUUGCUUCAUGGGUUUGCAGAUAAAACUAUUUGGUAAGUAAAAAUACCAACUGGGGAUAUGGUUGGUUUUGUUUCUUGAAAAUAAAAAAUGAGAGAAACAGUAAUACUCUGGUUCUGACCCGGGAUCAACUCAGUCCGAGCUUGGAAGCAAUGCACAAGAAAUUUUAUCGAGACCAAAUUUGAAUAUAAGAGUACAUUUGCGGAGUUGGGUUAACUCAGCUGAGUUUUCCUUAUUUUCCAUGGGUUUUUAUUUUUAUUUUUUUUUUCCUUACCAUGUACAAAGAUGUAUGUUGGUGAGUUUAGGGAUAACUUUUUUUCCCCUUUUAGUCCUUUAUAAAUACUGUUAUUAUCGGUUCAUAUUUGGUCGUGAGUUGGGGCGGCGAGUCCUCUGUAACAUACACAUUUGCAACUCCGGAGAAUGCAUGGAGAUGGCAGGAAGAGGUGGAUGAGUUACCACCAAGUCGUCCCGGAUUCGAGUCGGAGUGGAGUUUAAUAAGAGCGGAGACACUCGAAAUGAAAUUGUAAAGGAGUAAAUUUAACGACCGUUGUAAAUUUCUGUUAUUUAUUGAUGAAUGGAAAAAUUUGUAGAGAAAUUCCAGUU